GAAAGGGGAGGGAGCAGAGACAGGAACACAUCAUAUACACACACCGGUCUGGAGGCUGAUAAUAACAGCAGCACAGAGACGCCGGGAAGCUCCGACGGAGGAAGCUUGACACAGUUCGCCCUUAUUUAUUUAUUUAUUUAUUUAGUCUGUUUGUGGGUUAUUUAUUAUAUUUCUAUCAAAGAUGAACGGAAUGACGAGAAGUCUGUGCACGUUUGAGGACAUCAAAAACCAAGAGUAUGGGGAGGGGUGCAGGCGACUGCGGCUCACACUGCACGACCAGAACCAGGCAUCUCGGCGCACAGAGCAGCACAGGGACAAGCCGGUCGGACGGGCAUUUGCACUGGUACAGCCGGCCAGCGACAGAACUGUUUUGACCCCUGAACCGGUCAAGUCUACAGAGGAGCAGGUGGAAGUUAUCAAGGUGUAUCUAGAGGCACGCAGACAAGAGCAGCAGAAACAUCAGGAGAGCCUGAAGAUGCUGUCAGACGAAGUUUCCCAGAUACAGGAGGUGAGGUAUUGCUUGAAGACACUGAGGGAGCAGAUGGCGGCCAAAAACAAGCCACACACAAACGGGUGGAAAGUCAGCGUCCCCUUCAGAAAGAGUGCCUCGUCCACCCCCAAGGGAGGAGCUAAAGCUGACGGGCAGGAGGCCGAUGAUGAAGCAGAGAGAACCAAGCUGAGGGAAGUCAGUAAGCGAUUGUAUGCACAGCUGCAGGAAGCUGAGAAGAAACACCAAGAGGAGAAGGAGAUGCUGCAGGCUGAAGGCAGCAGGCUGAGGGAGCUUCUGAGCGACCAGGAGGAGAAGCUGAAGACCACAGAAGAAGCCAGCGAGAGGAAAGACAGGCGCGUCGAAGAGCUCCAGAGGUUGCUGGGAGGGAUGGAGCAGGAGAGCGCCACCCUGCGGGAGGCCAUCCGCAACCGCGAGGAGGAACUCCGCGAGCUGCGCAAGAUCAGAGAGGAGGGCCAGAAAGGGGACCAGAGGGCUGAACAGUUGGAGAAGGAGGUUGCUAUCCUCAAAGAAAAGAUCCACCAUCUGGACGACAUGCUGAAAAGCCAACAGAGGAAAGUCAGACACAUGAUCGAACAGCUCCAGAACUCUCGCAUGGUGAUCCAGGAGAGAGACCGCGUGAUCAAAGAGCUGGAGGAGAAAGUGGCAUUCUUGGAGGCUGAGAACCGAGAGAUGCGUGACCAGGUGGACUACUUCAUGGGAGGGCAAAGGUCAAAUUCUUACCUUUCAUCAGAGCGCAACCCCCAGAUUGUCUACAGUAAACCAAUCAAGCUGUCCACCUCAUCAAACAAACCACUCCCAUUCAUCAAAGUCAUUGAAAUCAAGUCAUGAAGCGACUGUGCGAAAGGAAGACAUAGUUCUGGAGUGAAGGGCUUAGAACCACCAAACCUUUUCAAAUGCAGACUGAAGUCAAACAGCAGCUCUACUAUCACAUCUGACCACGAGCAUGUUGGAAUUGGAUAUCAGAGAUGAGUUUCCUAGACUGCAGCAUCAUCACUUCAACUAACCACAAACAUUCUUGAAGGAAAAACUGUGCGGUGUUUGGUAGCACACAUACACUGGGGUCUGUUGUAUGUGUGUGUGUGCAUAAUGAAUGAGUGUGCAUAUGACCGCUUUAAUGUAGAUACAUUAAGUGUACUGAUGAUGCGCCUGAUGUGCUUUCAAAGUUUUACACAUAGCACAGCGUACUGAAUGCAAGUGUUUUCUAGUCCUGCCUUGUCUUUGACCUUUGAGUUUACGGCACCUGAAUCAUCGUAUCAAAACAAAACUGUACAAAGGGCAGGAUGGAGGAGCUUUUGCCAAAGUGGGUUAUAAAGUUAUACAGUCCAUACACAGUAAUGUAGCACCAAUAUACUGUAGCUAACUAAGCUGUCGUGACAGAUGAGUUUCAUGUCAAUCAGUAACCUGAUGAUCUGAAUCCUCUGUCCUUGUACUCAUUACUCACUCAUACAUGACUCUGUUUGCUCUGCUGAGUGAAUGGUAUGAUGUUUUUAACAUAAAUACUGACUGUAGCCUAUAUAAGGUCGACAAACUGUUUGUAGUUUUGAAGCCCCAAAUAAUAUGGCACUUGAUGAAACUGUGAGGAAGCAGAGGGAUAAAUUAAGACGUAGCAUCAUUAUAUGAAUAUUUCUUAUAAAGCAUUUCAGUUCCCUGCCAUUGUAUAUACAGUCACUUUGUUUUGUACAUAAUAUUAAUGAAUGUGAUUUGAUGUUUUAAUUUCUGCCUAACAGCUUUCUUCUUUGUAUUUAUUUAUGUAAAAUAAAAGCCUCUAGACAGAUCAGUUGAUAGAUUUUGUAUGAAGUACAUUCUAAUCUAGUGUCUGUGCUCAUGGUUCUCAGAAUAAAUUAAUAAAAUUAAUACAAUGCUU
This is a messenger RNA of Lates calcarifer (barramundi perch), 2375 nucleotides long. It is a transcript of the gene tuft1a, whose product is annotated as tuftelin 1a. The record is from RefSeq and is a predicted model, not a curated record. The coding region runs from base 182 to 1339 and encodes 385 amino acids. Lineage: Eukaryota; Metazoa; Chordata; Actinopteri; Centropomidae. The transcript is spliced from 12 exons. Gene Ontology annotation, cellular component: intracellular anatomical structure. Gene Ontology annotation, biological process: intracellular signal transduction.